Gasterosteus aculeatus aculeatus (three-spined stickleback) is the source of this 4655-nucleotide messenger RNA. It is a transcript of the gene rasa2, whose product is annotated as RAS p21 protein activator 2. The record is from RefSeq and is a predicted model, not a curated record. NCBI's taxonomy places the organism in Eukaryota, Metazoa, Chordata, Actinopteri, Perciformes, Gasterosteidae. Gene Ontology annotation, biological process: intracellular signal transduction; regulation of GTPase activity.
CUCUUCUCCGAGAGCGAUGUCGUCGCGUGACGAGAAGACGCGUACAAAUAAACUUCAACAACCAACUCCUACCAUCUCCAGAUUGAAGUGACUUAGUCAAAAGCGAGGCGCUCGUCUUUUGAGGAAGCUCAAUUUCUCCGGAGAAAUUUUAAAAAAAGAAAAGAAAAGAGAAACGUCGAGAGGCAGCAGUGUGUGCGGGAGCCGCCGUGACGCGGCAGCGGGGCUGGCUCUCCUCCUCUCCGCCUGCGCUCAUAAACGGAUGUGAUAAACCUGCGCUGAAUGCGCCGGAGCAGCGAUAACAGUCAGCUCUGACCAUGGCGGAAGAGGACGACGCGACGGUUCGGAUUUUACAGAGUCUGCGGGGCAAAAUAUGUGAAGCAAAGAACCUCGGUCCAGUCUCGGGUCCAAAUCGACAAAGGGAUCUCUGCACACUUUGCACCAUAAGUCUGGAUCAGGAGGAGGUUUUCCGCACCAAGGUGUUUGACAAAAGUGUCAGCCCGUUCUAUGGAGAGGACUUCUACUUUGAGAUCCCUCGCCCAUUUCAGUGUUUAUCCUUCUAUGUUUAUGCCAAAAGCGUGUUCCAAAGGGACCUACCUGUGGGCAAGGUGUCAAUCAGAAAGGACGACCUGUGUAAAUACAGUGGGAAGGAGCACUGGUUCAGCCUUCAUCCGGUGGACCCUAACUCGGAAGUCCAGGGUAAGGUUCACUUGGAGAUGCGAUUGAACGAAGUGAUCACAGUGACCGGCUCAAUGGGUCAACACUUACUAGUCCGGAUAAUUGAGUGCCAGGGGCUGCCUUUGAUCAGUGGGCAGAAUUGUGACCCCUAUGCCACCGUGUCACUCGUUGGACCUGCCAGGUCUGACCAAAAGAAAACCAAGGUAAAGAAGAAAACCAGCAACCCUCAUUUUGAAGAGACCUUCUCCUUUGAGGUCACAAGGUCUGGCAGCUACUCUAAGAAGACUCAUUUCCAAGUGGAAGAGGAGGACAUUGAAAAACUUGAGAUUAAAGUUGAUUUGUGGAACAACGAGAAUCUGGCUCAGGAUGUGUUUCUGGGGGAGACGCGGGUCCCCGUCAAGAUCCUUCGAAACAGCCACAUCCACAAAGCCUGGUAUCUCCUCCAGCCUAAAGGAAACGGCAGCAAGUCCAAGUCUGAUGAUUUGGGAUCCUUGCGUCUGAAGUUGACCUACAUAGAAGACACGGUGCUGCCAUCUGCCUGCUACACACCACUCUGCAACCUGCUGCUCAAAUCCCCGGAUGUGAAGCCCAUCUCGGCGUCGGCAGCACACAUCUUGGGGGACAUCUGCAGAGAGCGAUACGAGGCGGUUCUGCCCACGGUUCGACUGCUGCUCCACCACAAUCGCUUUGUGCCUUUUGUCUCCGCUGUGGCGGCUCUAGAGCUGGACAACACUCAGGAGGCUAACACUAUAUUCCGUGGCAACUCACUGGCAACGCGCUGCAUUGAUGACAUGAUGAAGAUUGUGGGAAAGAAUUACCUGGCAGUUACCCUGAAGCCUGUAAUAGACGAGAUUUGUGAAUCAAACAAAACUUGCGAGAUCGACCCUGUGAAACUGAAGGAAGGUGACAACACGGAGGUCAACAAGGAGAACCUUCAGGGUUACGUCCAGAAAGUCUUUUCCUCCAUCACCCAGUCGAGUUCCAGCUGUCCCCCACUCAUGUGUGAUGUCUUCAGGUCACUGAGACACUUGGCCUGCAAACGCUUCCCAGCCGACCCACAUGUUCAAUACUCGGCCGUUAGCAGCUUUGUUUUCCUGCGGUUCUUCGCCGUCGCUGUUCUUUCUCCCCACUCCUUCCAGCUCCGUUCCCACCAUCCGGAUACGGAGAUUUCCCGGACACUCACCCUCAUCUCAAAGACGAUCCAGACGCUGGGUAGCUGGGGUAGUUUGUCAAAAAAAAUGUCUAGUUUCAAAGAAACCUACAUGUACGACUUCUUCAAAUCAUUCCAAGAAGACAAGUGUAUAGAAAAAGUUAAAAAGUUUCUGGAUGAGAUCUCCUCUAACAUCAGCAAAGAGUCCAGUGGGCUGGAGGACGCGGUGGUCCUCAAGGAGGGGGAAGUACAGAAACGUGGCCAGGGGAGAAAACACCUUGGGAAGAAGAACUUUAAAAAGCGCUGGCUCCGAGUGACCAACAGGGAGCUCUCCUACCACAAACAUAAAGGGAAAGAGGCCCUCUGCAUCAUCGACGUCAAAAAUAUCCAGGCGGUGGAGAAACUAGAUGAAAGUGCCUUUAACCGCAAGAAUAUGUUUCAGGUGCUCCAUUCUGAGAAGCCUCUGUAUGUGCAAGCAGGAAACUGCGUAGAGGCCAGCGAGUGGUUGGAGGUCCUGGGCCCGGUCAGUCGCUGCAACGAGGGACGCCUCUCCGCCUUCCAUCCGUCAAAUUACACCGGCGGGGCCUGGCAGUGCUGCAGGAGCCAGAGCAGCAACGCGCCGGGCUGCAAGCCCUGCACCACCACCGUGCUGGCCAACCUGCAGCUGGACAUAGACUGCGACCGGGAAACAGAGAGGAUUUUCUCCCUCCUCUCCUCCAACGAUACCAAGCUCCAGAACAUGGAGGAUGCGUGUGCCAGCAUGGCGGUGUAUCAGGGCCCUCAGCGGGAGCAGGAGGACUAUUCCAAGUUCACCAUUCAGGAACCCAAAGAGACCUUUCAGACGCUCAAACAGCUCCGAAACGUCAUGGAGGAACUACAGAAGCAGCACGACGUCAGGAGCGACACCACGGCGCAGUACGGGAGCCUCGACAACCCCAUAGUGGGGAAAACCUCUUAACCCGGACGGGGAGGCGUGGCCAGGGAGAGCCACGCCCAGCAGGAGUCGGUAGUCCUCAAGGAGUCGCUGGGGUCGUACCGGUGAGGAAAGAGCGAGCGAUUCACCCGGACCUCCAGACGGCACGAGUCCAGUACUGCAGGGGCCGCCUAAGAAGGGGGAAGCAGAAGGAAGCAGAGCGAAGCUUCUGUCUUCCAUAUGAAACGAAACCACCUCGGUGGUGUUGGUCUCCUCUUUUCCUUCCUUCGUCUCCUCUCCUCGCUCUGUCCUUUUUCUUAAUUUAUGUCCUCCUUGACGUCUACGGCCUUUAUUUUUUUUAAAGGCAUCAUUACAGUAGAUGGUGUGUGAAUAGGCUGCUAAUUUUUUUAUUCACAGAAUUCUUUUAUUUUUUACUUUAUAUCAACGGCUGUGAUGAUGCUCUCCCAAUUUCUUUUUUUUUUUUUACAUUUUUCUUCUCCGACAUCAGUCUUUUUAGAUUUGAUGAUUUGUAUCAUCCUGUCCCAUCGUUGUCUAUUUGUCCCCCCCAUCCCCCUCAUCCUUCUCUACCCGUCUAAGGGCCGUCCACAGCAGGAACGCUGGCUCUAAGAACAACCAUGUGAUGAUCGGGGAUAUUCUGUAAGCAGGGGGGGGGGGCAGCGAGGACGUAGGGUAGAUUUGUCGGGGUUCCUAUCGGGCGUCCCGUCGGUCUGUUGCCAUGGCCGCGCUGUGGACUCAUCGGGGGGGUUUUCGUUGGACGCGUGGACGGCCCGUCCUCUGAACGUUUGUCUCUACAUAUUUUCAGAGGACGGCGGAGUCGAUGAAACCAAUCUGCCUUACGUUUAUGGAUGUUUCUUUCACAUUAAAUGCUUAGGGAAUGAUGCAGAAGCACUUUAUAUAUUUGGAACACUCCAAAUGGAAAUGAUUAGAUACUUGUUAUCAGCUUUCCCCAUUUUGAUCAGUUACAUGAUCUUGAGUAAUCUUUUUGUUUAAUCCGUGUAUAAAUGACAUUUAUAGCCUGUAGAUUUUAAGAUAUUUUUCGUGACCAAAGACCGUUUCAUAGUUUUGACUUGAAAAAAAUAAUAUGUAUUUUGAAUACAAAGGUUUAAAAAUGGAGAAAAUUAUAUAUCUAUAUAGAUAUAUAUUUAUAUAUAUCAUUUAUAUAUCUAUAUAGAUAUGUAUGUUUUGUGUGUGCGUAUUUUUUCAAUAUAACUUUUUAGUGACUUAAAGCGAGCAGACUGCAUGCAUUUGGUUUGGAAUCCUAAUGGCACAUGAUUGUGGUGUAGACUUGUAUUUCCCUGUGAUUGUGAAUCCUUUUGGUACAUUGUGGAUCAGAUUUAUGCCUUUGUGUUGGGAGCAUCGCAGCAUAUCUGUAGUGGCUUGUGUAAGGAAUGAAACCGUAGAGAGGAAUCGGUCAAAAGAGCACAUCAUCCCCGUCAUCCUCAAAUUAGUUCAGACAAUCACGGCAGCCAACAAACACUUCUUAAAAAAACCAAAAAAACCUGGAGGAUUAUCUUUCUCUUGAUGUGAAUACUAUUUGUUGCCUAACAAUCAUAUUUUGCAGAAGCAGGGCAGCCUGUGAGCACUGCUGUGACAGGAAGAGUCCAACCAGGUGUUCAAACCACUUAAGAACUCAACUUACACAAAACUGAUACAGAAUCCUGAAAUCAAACCAGCAACGUGUUUUUGCUGUCAUUCGACUUAUUUUUGAAUUUUUUGCUCUACCAUCUGCCCGUUAGAACAAUGAAGGGAAGUUGAAUUCAUUUUAAAAACAAAAGAACGUGUAUUGCUGAAACAGGGUCGACCGUGUACUUUUCUUUGCCUGUGGAAAUAAGUGGUUUAGUCUUUGGUCCGUCAUAUAUUUCUAACGUGCAUAUCUUGUGUAUUUAACGAUCUAUU